GCCGCAGAAGAAGCAGCAGUCACAUGACAUUAAGAAGGUGGGGUCUGAAUAAUAAACAAGUUCUUCACAUUAAUGUACACUGGAUUGCUGAAAACCGAGCAACACACAAUUUGAACAAAAGGUAAUCUGUUCCCCGGCAUCAUGAGUCCAGGCCAGUGGGAUCUUCCUCCAGAGUUGUGCUGCAGGCCCAUGGCUUUUGUGGCCCUCACAGGACUGGACGUGGUGUAUAAUGCCAUCCACAGAGCCAUAUGGGAUGCCUUCUGUGUCAACCGUCGAGCAGACAGGGUUCCCAUUUCUUUUAAAGUCCUACCAGGAGACCACGAAUAUCCGAAGUGUAGAACCAAGAGAACAUCUUAUGAGUGGUACAUGCCUAAAGGCAUUCUGAAAACGGGCUGGAUGAACAAACAUCUGAACCUGGUGCCGGCACUGGUCGUACUCUUCUAUGAGCUGGACUGGGACGAUCCGCAGUGGAAGGAAAAGCAAUCGGAAUGUGCCACUAAAGUGGAAAUUGUCAGGACAAGUUUACAAGGAAGAAACACAAAGGUUGCAGUUGUUUUAAUUCAAAAGAAGACUCCUCUGCCUCCAGGUGAAGAUCUGGUGGCAUCUGAGAGGGCUUCUUCUCUGUGUGGCGCCUGUGAUCUUUCCGGAAAAUCUCUGUUUGUCCUGCCCCAUACGGAUCAUCUGGUGGGAUACAUCAUCAGACUGGAGAAUGCUUUCUAUGAACAUGCGCAGACCUACUAUUAUAAUGAGAUCAGGAGAGUGAAAUCUCACAAGGAGUUCCUCAACAAAACUACACACCAGUUGCUGUUUGUCAGGCACCAGUUUAAGAUGGGUUUCUUCAGUGAACUAAAGCAAGAUACCCAAAAUGCCCUCAGAUAUUACAGGACUGCAUAUAGUCUUGUCCAUGAACUUAGAGCUCAUGAAACAAACAUGCUUGAGAUCAAAACCAUGGCUGGAUUCAUCAACUACAAGAUCUGCAGGCUGUGCUUUCAGCACAACACCCCACUGGACGCAAUCGCUCAGUUUCGCAAACACAUCGACCUGUGCAAGAAGAAGAUCGGUAGCGCUGAGCUUGCGUUCGAACACACCGCCUGGAUGUCCAAACAGUUCCAGUCAUUUGGUGACCUGUUUGAUGAGGCUAUUAAACUGGGCCUUACAGCCAUCCAGACCCAGAACCCAGGGUUUUACUACCAACAGGCUGCUUACUAUGCACAGGAACGCAAACAGCAAGCAGCGCAGCUCUGUAGUCACGAGCUUCAGACAGGUGUGGGCAACCCUGCACCCGACCCCCAGGAGACGCCCACUGGAGCUUUGGACUUUUAUGGACAAAGAGCCUGGAGACAAGGACAUCAAAGCAUUGAUCCACCCGACACCGAGAAGGAGAAACAAGGCAUCCUCGCUCUUCAAGUCAAAGAGAGAGAUGUUCUCCAUUCGGAGCUGAUCAUCGCCCUGCUGAGUAACGCCGUCGCUCAGUUUAAGAAGUACAAGUGUCCCAGAAUGAAGAGCCAUCUUAUGGUUCAGAUGGGAGAAGAGUAUUAUCAUGCAAAAGACUACACCAAAGCAUUAAAAUUGUUGGAUUAUGUGAUGUGUGAUUACCGCACAGAGCGCUGGUGGUCCCUGCUCACCUCUAUCCUGUCUACAGCGCUGAAGUGUUCAUACCUCAUGGGUCAAGUUAAAGACUACAUCACCUACUCUAUGGAGCUUGUGGGCAGAGCCUCUGUACUCCCUGAAGAGCAGAAGUCUAGGAUUGAGAAGAAUCUGAUUAAAGUGCUUAUGAAUGAAGUUCCUGAGCCUGAACCAGACUGUGAUCCGGUCUCUGUGAAGGCCGCCCAGUCUUUAUGGAGCGACCGCAUCUCUCUGGCUGGCAAUAAUGAAUUGACUAUUGAGGUCCAGGACUACGUGCCCUUUGUUCAGUGCAAAGCCAAGUUCCUGUCACCUAGUUUCCAUAUAGAUGAGCCUGUUCAGCUGCAAGUCUAUGUCAGAGCCGACUGUCCACAUCCUGUGCGCUUCUCAAAGCUCUGUGUCAGCCUUAGCAACCAGGAGUAUAAUCAGUACUGUUUGCUAGAGGAUGCCUCGAAAGGGAAAGAUAUUCUUGAAUCUUCGCCCCAGGAGAACAUGUGUCUCGUUCCUGGCAAAACCCGCAAGUACUGCUUCAAAUUUGUAGCCAAAACAGAAGAUGUUGGAAAGAAGAUAGAGAUUACAUCUGUGGGACUCAUGUUAGGCAGAGAGACGGGCCGUUACGUGUAUCUGAACUGGCGUGGCGGCUGGGGGGAUGCGGCCUCCUCUCAUGAUGCUUUGCAAGCAUCCCGCUCCUUUAAGAAGAGGACACACCUCCCAGAGCAGCAGGUGGACUGUGACACAGUGUCCAUACAGUCCAGCACUAUGAUCAUCUCCAGAGUGCCCAGGAUCUCAGUACAGCUGACCCACGAGCCUCCAGCAUUAACCAAUGAGAUGUACUACAUGACCGUCACCAUCCAAUCAGAGGAAGACACUGUCGCCAAAGACAUAAAGCUCACUGCUGGCCUUAAACCCGGUCAGGAUGCUAAUCUCACACAGACGACCCAGAUCACACAAAACGGCUCAGAGGUUUGUGAUGAUUCUCACCCUGCCCUGCUUCCAGACAUUCCCAUCGGAGACCUGCAGCCCGGCCAGAAGAUCGUGAAGCCGCUCUAUAUCCGCUGUGUGAGUACUGGAUCCAGAAUAUUCCUGUUUCACGUCGCUUAUUCUGUGAGCGCUACGGUGGAAGGCAAGGACAUCCCCUGCAAGUGUCACAAAGAUGAAACUGUUAGCGUCGAAACGGUUGUUCCCUUUGAUGUGGCUAUGAAGUUUGUGUCCAGUAAGUUCGAGCAUUUGGAGCGUGUGUAUGUGGACGUUCCUUUCCUGCUAAUGAUGGACAUUUUGAGCGCCUCUCCGUGGCCGAUCGAGCUUGUAAACAGUGACGUGCAGCUGGUGUCCAGUAUGACUGCCAUCGAUCAGCCACAGAGUCAAGUAGAAGGAGUGACGCUACAGACUGGCGAGUGUGCCAGCGAAUGUUUCCUGCUCAAAUGUCCUCCAGUUCAAAACGGCACCAACACCGUGGCUUCAGGACAGUACAUAAUUUCCUGGAAGAGGAAGUCAGCACUUGCUGAGACAUCAGUGGUAAGAACAAUCAUCAUCCUCCCACAUGUGAUGGUGGAGAACAUCCCACUGUAUGUGCACGCAGAGGUGCCAUCGUUCGGUCGUGUGCGUGAAUCUUUACCAGUAAGGUACCAUCUGGAGAACCGGACCGGGUUGGUUCAGGAUGUGGAGAUAAGUGUGGAGCCCAGCGAUGCAUUCAUGUUCAGUGGACUCAAACAGGUGCGCAUGAGGAUAUUACCAGGGGCCGAGCAGGAGAUGUUGUAUAAUUUUUAUCCUCUGAUGGCCGGUUAUCAGCUCCUCCCACAGCUGAACAUCAGCCUGCUACGCUUCCCAGACAUCUCCAGUCAACUGCUGCGACGCUUCCUGCCCUCGUGCAUAUUUGUUAAGCCUCAGGGCCGAAAUGGAGAUACUUCAAUAGAAGCCGCAUGAAGACGACGCAAAUCUCUUGAUGCUGAUGCGUUACCAUGGUAACUGUUAGCGAUGAAGGCUGACCAUUCCUUGGAGAACACGUGUUCACACCUUAGUAAUAUGAAAUUAGAAAUGAAAUAUAAUGAAUGUUAGUUGCGUGAUUGUUUGCAGGUUUGUUGCACAACGCUUAAACGAUUCCCUGCCUAAGAUCUUUUUUCUAAUUAAACGUCUGGUUGCACCACUGUUUUACUGUUCUAACCUGUAAGCUGUUCGUGAAAACAACCUUAUAACUAAAACACACUUAAUAUUAAAAGAAGUGCGACAAACAUAAGCUGUUUUAAAAUUAUUUAAUUUAUUGUCAUGUUAAUUGUUGUGCAAAAUGAGCUCUGUGAUUGGCCAGACAUGUGGUUCUCACAAACUAUAUGCCACUACUGUAAACUGUAUAUAAAAAGUUUUUACACCUAAUGUAUACUUUUCAGUUGUUAAAGGGGGGAUGCAUGAUCUCUGAAAGCCAAUGUUGACAUUUGAAAAAAACGCCCCCACUCCAGUAGAAUCGGGACCUUCUUUUGAUAGCCCCACCCCACACAUGAUUAGUAGACAUGCGCCUUACUGCUGAUUGGCUACAAGUGUGUUUUGGUACUUUUUUCAAAAAUCAUGCACCCUGCCUUUAACCGGCCAGGAAAGAUAAGGCAGAAAAAUAAGCAAAAUCCAAAUUGUACAGUAAUACACCCACUCAGAAAUGCAAGAUUUUCCAAUGACAGAAACAGGUAAAUAAAUAUAUACAGACAGUUGUGCCAUCAGGGUCAAUAUUCAGAUGAGAGUACCUUAGUGUGUUGAAAGGAUAAAUACGCAAAUUUCAUAAGAGACCUUACAUCAUACCAUGGUAUAUACAGUGGCAAAAAAAAAGUUCAUGUAAUAUUCAUGUAGUGAAACAAACUAUUAGAUGGUUUUACAUUUGGGUGGGUGAACUAUAAAUUCUAAUGUUAAAACUCUGCUGUAAGUCUUCCUUACGUUUAGUGAAUAUCCUGUUAUGUUGGCUUUUAAAUUUCUAACAGAUAAACAAGUCUGAGAGACUGAUUUGGUUUCCAUAAGUCCCUUUGUUUUGUUCACAUUUGGUUUGAAAACAAUGAGGGUGCAGGGGUUGGUUUUGUUAGAGAUUGACACUCGACACUCUUUGGUUUUAAAUUAAGUCUACCUAUACAAUACCUUAGCUUAAUUCUGUGUACCCCUGUGUACAAUUUACUUUUCAGUCUCUGUGUUAAUCUGUUUAACCAUUUAUUUUCAGUUUUUAAGGAGAAAACAUGAGAAUGAAUAAAAAACAUUGCUAAUAAGUAAAUUACAUCACAUUUUAUGACAUUCAAAAUAUUUUAUAAAAAUAUUAUCAAA
Molecule: messenger RNA, 4911 nt
Organism: Paramisgurnus dabryanus
Lineage: Eukaryota; Metazoa; Chordata; Actinopteri; Cypriniformes; Cobitidae
Gene: trappc11
Product: trafficking protein particle complex subunit 11
Source: RefSeq, a predicted model, not a curated record